ACCAUAAAUUUUGAGCAAAAUCCAACGUUUACCCCCGAGUCCCGACUUUCUUGUCUCCGUCAAGAAGGACGAAGCAAGAGAGACAGAGCAUGAAGUUCGCAGUAAAGGCAUGGAGCAACGGAAGGGCACGUUCAGGGGUGCUGCAGCUGGGCGGCUGCCCGAGCCCAAUAGAAACACCUUCUCUUCUCCUUUCUACACGUAAAGGGCUGCCCUUUUUUAUCUCCCCUGACCUCCUUCCCUCUCUUCCUUCCCCUGAUUCCCAUGUACUCCAAGUCUGCCCCUUUCACUUUUUGGAAGGCCUUUCACCAAAAACUAUAUCAAAUAUUGGCGGACUUCAUCAAAUGCUUGGUCUGCAUGACUAUGGACUUGUAGCUGUAGCAAGGGACUCUAUUCAAUGCCUUCCAGAGUGUAACAGCACAAACAAAAUUGGAGCAUCAUUUGAGACUCCUUGCGGUCGUCUUUUGAUUAAACCUGUAGAAUACAUGGAACUGAUUUCUUCAUUGAGGCCGAAUCUAUGGGCUACUUUGGCUGAUGAAGUGCCUACUUGGGUAUCUGAAAAGAGAAACAAGACCUCGGUGGAUCGAACUAUAAAAUGGCUUGAUGAAUGCAUUGCAUUAAGCCCAGCAGGUGGAGCUGUGUUUGGAGCCAUUGUUGGAGGGUCUAGUACAGAAGAACGCCGGCGAUGUGCACAAGAGGUAGCCAGUCGAAAUGUAUCAGGUUACUGGAUUGGAGGCUUUGGGCUAGGAGAGAGUAUGGAUGAGCGCCCUACUCUCCUUAAUGCUGUUACUGAUCUUUUAGCAGAGGAAAAGCCUCGCCUGAUAUGUGGGCUUGGACUUCCAGAGGAGGUCUUGCAGGGUGUUGCUUCAGGCAUUGAUCUUUUUGACUCAGUGUAUAUUUAUCAACUUACCCUUGGAGGCUUUGCACUUACCUUUCCACUGGAUGGAUUUGAUGUAAAUGAAUCUGAUUUUCAGCAGAGUGAUAACGGAAAUGACCGGACAAAGAUUAAUUUAAGGGCAACAGUUUAUAGGAAAGAUGCAUCGCCAAUCGUCGAAGGCUGUAGCUGCUAUACAUGCCAAAACCACACAAAAGCAUACAUUAAUCACCUGCUCAAUGUUCAUGAAAUGCUGGCUCAAAUUCUGCUAGAAAUACAUAAUACUCACCAUUAUCUUGGCUUCUUCCGUGUAAUAAGAGAAGCAGUUAAAUCAGGAAACUUUGAGCGGUUUCGGCAACAGUUCAUUGAGAGUCGGCGUGAUCGGCUCGGCGUGGCUGCUGCUGUCUAUGCAUGAGUUGUGAGUUCACAAAAUUGUAAUUUUUGAAGUCUGUUUUUUAUGAGAGUGUAUUAGUUCAACUACAUUAUUUAGGUUCCUGUUCGGUUGAGAACGUUAAAUAUCGAGAAUUAUUUUGAUUCUUGAGAUUUUAAACUCACGAGAAUUAAAAAUCAUUGAGUAUUGACA
Molecule: messenger RNA, 1454 nt
Organism: Alnus glutinosa
Lineage: Eukaryota; Viridiplantae; Streptophyta; Magnoliopsida; Fagales; Betulaceae
Exons: 10
Coding region: 90-1286 (398 amino acids)
Molecular function (GO): tRNA-guanosine(34) queuine transglycosylase activity
Source: RefSeq, a predicted model, not a curated record